AACGCGAGUAAGGAGCAGAUGAAAAAUGGCGGCCCAUCUGAAGAAGAGGGCUUACGAAGAGUACGUGCAGUCUGUCACUCAGGAGGACAGACCACAACCAGUGAAACUCUACAUACAUGUCAGACAGAGACAAGAUUCAUGUACCUUGUUUUUGCCAACUUUGGAAGGAAGCAGUGCUGAUCAGGCUUUAACAACUCUGCUUGACUUUGGUAGUAACCUCACUCAUCUUAGCUCUGCACAAACAGAGAGUGUGGCACAAAGUAUACUCAAGCAGUAUCAACAACAAGCAAGUACAUACAUAUCAGUUAAAGUGAAAUUGCUUCAGCUUCUGAGUCAAGUUGCCCUUACACCAGGUUUCCGUGUUGCAGCUCUAGCAGGAGAACUACUGACUCUAUUAACAUCAACAGAGUCCCACAGAGUGAAAGUACAGUUAUUAUCAAGUCUGACUUCCCUUGGACGAUCUUUGUUUGACCAUGCUGAUAUUCAUGACAAAAUGGUAGAAGCUGCAAAACAGCACUUGUCAGAUCUUCAUCAUACUGUGCGUUGUGAGUGCCUGUCAUUGAUUGGAGCUUUAAGUACAAUCGAAAGAGUGGGAAGUAAGAAGGAAGAGAAGAAAUAUCAACGUUUGCUAUGCACCUACAUAGAUGAUCAAGACCCUCGAGUUCGGCAAAGUGCUUUAAAAGCGAUGCUUACUUUACAUCAACGUGGACAACGCCUUGACCUUUCCAUCUACCAACAAUCUGUCAAGGUGCUUUCUGAUGACUUUGAUGGAGUAAGGUUGGCUGCACUCAAGCUCAUAUGGGUACUAAGUCAUGUCUACCCCGAAGAAAUGUUAGCUGUGCAGGGAUCGAGUGAAGAUAAGUUGCGGCUUAUUGAUGAUGGGUUUACCAACAUCUGUCAAAUGGUAAAUGAUCAGUCAGUGAAUGUACGAUCAGAGGCUGUUGGUUUGCUUGGAUCUCUUCAUCUUGUCAGUCCAAAGUUCCUGCAACAAACCCUAGACAAGAAACUUAUGUCAGGACUAAGGAGGAAGCGAACUUCUCAUGAGCGACAAAAAGAGAGUUAUGCAUCUGGUGAUUGGUCUACUGGUCAGAAGUGGAAUGAUGAUGCCCCCAAAGAACUGAUUGAUCCCUGCAAUGUCAGUCUCAUCAACAGCGGUUCUUGUGGUGCAUUUGUACAUGGCUUAGAAGAUGAAUUCUUAGAGGUACGUUCAGCAGCCUUGGAUUCCCUGUGUGAACUAGCAACACAUUCUCCUUCAUUUGCUCGCCUGUCUCUUGAUUUCCUGGUUGACAUGUUCAAUGAUGAGAUAGAAAGUGUGCGACUUAAUGCAAUAUGCAGCAUGAGAAAAAUUACUAAACACAUUGUGCUGCGUCAAGAUCAGCUGGAGAUUAUCCUCAAUGUAUUGGAUGACUUUUCAAGAGAAAUUAGGGAAGCGCUACAUGAACUACUCUGCACUGUUGUCUUGGCAACAAAAUCAUGUUUGAGUAGGUCACUCCACUUUUUGAUGAGAAAUCUGAACAAGUAUCCCCAGGAUAAGUCCUCCAUCUGGAAUUGUCUGAAGCACUUGGGCAAGUCGCACCAUGAUCUUACGCUGACACUGGUACCUGAAUUGUUAGGAACCCAUCCCUACUUUGAUACACCAGAACCUGACAUGGAUGAUCCUGCCUAUAUUGGUGUGAUGAUUCUUAUUUUGAAUUCUGCAGCAGAAUGCCCUACCAUGGUAUCCUUGUUUCCUGAUUAUACAAUCAGACAUUACUCAUACCUGAGAGAUAGCCUACCCCACCUUGUGCCUUAUGUGAAGUACAUAUCAUCAAGGAGUUUGGAGUCAUCACAUGGACCACUUAGUGAUGAGCAGGGCCAUAGUAUUUUCCUUGCCCAGACUCUGGAAAAUGUUCAGCAUUUAGACACUAUGAGUAGACAGUCUGCGGUCAGUCUUAUGCAGCUUAUUAUCAGGGAUCUUCAUAGAGUAAGUGCAGCUGAACCAGGACUGUCAGCAUGUGCAGACUUCUGUGCUCAGUACAUUCAGUGCCAGCUAGUUCUAAAUAAGGCAUUGAGUGAAGACCGAUGGAAUAUACCAGCUCCUUUGUGUCCACAACAGAGUGCUGAUACGAUGUUGGCAGCAGCAACCCAAAUCUUGGACUUUAGCUACCAGUUAGAGCAUUUAUUCUUAGGAUGUAGUAAGUCUGAGCAGGCUAGCAUCAUUCAAAUGAGGAUUCGUGGAUGGUCCUUGGAAUUUCUUGUACAACUGCGAGGGAAACUGAGCAAUAGUGCAAGUAAACAAGGAGCAACACAGGGAACAUGCCAGCAGUAUCUGAACAGACUCGGCCUGAUCAAAAGGUAUUUCUCUGCAGCUGGAGUUAAGCCAGAUACCUUCACUCAUGCUCUAUUUUCUGAGAUGAACAAACUGGAUGGUACUAAGGCAGGCAUACUUGCCAAGUUACUGCAACCCUUGCUGCUUCAUCAUAGUAUCCCAUCACUUCUUCCAUCCAACAAGUUAAGUAAGGUGACUGCAAAAAUUCAGGAACCAGCUGGAGGAUCAGACAAUCCAUUAAGGUUUACUGCUGGACUGGCAUUAGCCAUUGAUGUUGAUUGUAUGCUAGACAAUGUGCAAGAUGUCAACAGGAUCAAAAUACAGGUCAAGUUUCCCGAUUGCCAAGUGCAAUUGUUUAGUCCAAAGACAUCUGAUUUCCGUAGCUUGUCCCCACUCAGGCAUAGGCUACAAAUGCAAGUAUAUAUGUCUCAUUCAAUGUGGUCAGAUCCUUGCCAGAUACAGGUCUCAGUAGUGAUGACUUACAAUCCUGACAAGAUAGGAGGCAAUCCAGUUGUGAGAGGGGCAGACAGAGCAAGCAAGCAAAGAACACUAAAUUUGUGUGAACCAGUCAAGGUGUUUGUUAUGCCUAGACCAGCUAAGAAAUGAGAAUGCAUCCCUUGUGGUGCAUGAAAAUGCGACGUGUUGAACACAAACUCCCAGAGCAUGACACAUGGAUAGGUGAGAGUAUCCAAACAGUGCAGGAAUGAGACAUGGUAUAUUUUAACUUUGUUGGUAUGACGUUUCCCUUUCAUAGUUACUGUGUUAACAUGCCUAUGACAAGCUGUGCUGAGCAUUUGCAACCAGCUUCUGCUGGAAUAUACAAUCUGUUUGUGCAAAGGCCUAUGGCACAAGCACAGUUGAAUAUUUCCCAACCAGCCUUUCCCUCCAUUGCUAGUGAGGAGCACUUCUAGUCUGACUUCUAUUCUAGUAUUGCUGAGAGCUUAGAGCAUUCUUUU
Molecule: messenger RNA, 3264 nt
Organism: Acanthaster planci (crown-of-thorns starfish)
Lineage: Eukaryota; Metazoa; Echinodermata; Asteroidea; Valvatida; Acanthasteridae
Product: integrator complex subunit 4-like
Biological process (GO): snRNA processing
Cellular component (GO): integrator complex
Source: RefSeq, a predicted model, not a curated record